AUGAGCACAACAGCAAGCAAUGGCGAGGGGACCAGGAAUGUCCCCAAGGACGGCGACUACAUCCAAUGGGAUUCUCUACCGCCCGGAGGGCCACUCAACCGAUGGAGUCACAGUAUGACCAAGGGACACGACUUUGUCGGAGCUCAGGCCAUGCUUUACGCUGCUGGGGUUCUUGAUGGCCAGGCGAUGAGGAACGCCCCACACGUUGGGAUUUCCACUGUUUGGUGGGAGGGCAACCCUUGCAACACACACCUGAUGGACAUGGGCAAGAUUGUCAAGAGGGCUGUCGAGAAGCAGGACAUGCUUGCUUGGCAAUUUAACACCAUUGGAGUGUCGGAUGGCAUCACGAUGGGGAGCGAGGGAAUGCGCUACUCUCUUCAGUCAAGGGAAAUCAUAGCCGACUCCAUCGAGACAGUGACAUGCGCGCAACGGCACGACGCCAACAUCUCCAUCCCAGGUUGCGACAAGAACAUGCCUGGUGUCAUCAUGGCCGCAGCGCGCCACAACCGGCCCUUCAUCAUGGUCUACGGUGGUACCAUCAACAAGGGCCACUCCUCCCUGCUCGACCGCGAGAUCAACAUCUCGACGUGUUACGAGUCAACCGGGGCAUACACCUACGGCAGGUUACACGCCAAGUGUCCCAAAGCAAAUGGCGAUGCCGCCACCCCCGAGGACGUGCUAGAGGAUAUCGCUCAGCACGCCUGCCCCAGUGUUGGCGCAUGCGGCGGCAUGUAUACCGCAAACACACUUGCCACGGCCAUCGAGGUCAUGGGCCUCUCCCUACCAGGGAGUUCCUCGUAUCCUGCUACGUCCCCGGAGAAGGCCCGCGAGUGCGAGCGUGUCGCCGAGGCCAUCAAGGUCGUCAUGGCCAAGGAUAUCCGUCCUCGGGACCUGCUCACCCGCGCCGCAUUCGAGAACGCCCUGGUGCUGACCAUGGUCCUGGGAGGGAGCACCAACGGUGUCCUGCACUUCCUCGCGAUGGCCAAUAGUGCCGACGUCCCCCUGACCCUGGACGACAUCGACAGGACCAGCAACCGGGUCCCUUUCCUGGCCGACCUGGCGCCGAGUGGUAAGCACUUCAUGGAGGACCUGUACAAGAUCGGCGGCACGCCUUCGGUGCUCAAGGUGCUCAUCGCGGCCGGCCUCAUCGACGGGUCCCUCAUGACCGUCACGGGCAAGACACUGGCGGAGAACUGCAGCUCAUGGCCUUCCCUCGACCCUGGCCAGAAGAUCAUCAGGCCGCUCGACAACCCAAUCAAGAAGACGGGCCAUCUUCGGGUGCUCAAGGGGAACCUCGCGCCGCAGGGCGCCGUGGCCAAGAUUACGGGCAAAGAAGGCCUCUCGUUCACGGGAAAGGUGAGGGUCUUCAACAAGGAGCACGAGCUCAACAGCGCACUGCAGCGCGGGGACAUCAAGGUGACGGACGGCAACCUCGUCUUGAUCGUGCGGUACGAGGGGCCGCGCGGCGGACCAGGCAUGCCGGAGCAGCUCACAGCCUCGGCAGCCAUCAUGGGCGCCGGCCUCACCAACGUCGCACUCGUCACGGACGGGCGGUACUCCGGGGCCAGCCACGGCUUCAUCGUGGGCCACGUGUGCCCCGAGGCGGCGGUGGGAGGGCCCAUCGCGCUGGUGAGGGACGGCGACGAGGUCCGGAUCGACGCGGUGGAGAACCGCAUCGAUGUCCUCAACGCGACGGUGGAGGAGCUGAGGGAGAGGAAGAAGGAAUGGCGGCCGCCGGUCCAGAAGCCUCUCAGGGGCACGCUGGCCAAGUAUGCGCGGCUGGUGGGCGAUGCGAGCCACGGUGCCGUCACUGAUUCGGCCGAGCCAAUGGGCAGCACGGAGUGGUGA
This is a messenger RNA of Diaporthe amygdali, 1848 nucleotides long. RefSeq lists its product as uncharacterized. Gene Ontology annotation, molecular function: dihydroxy-acid dehydratase activity. The transcript has 5 exons. Lineage: Eukaryota; Fungi; Ascomycota; Sordariomycetes; Diaporthales; Diaporthaceae. The record is from RefSeq and is a predicted model, not a curated record. Gene Ontology annotation, cellular component: mitochondrion. Gene Ontology annotation, biological process: branched-chain amino acid biosynthetic process. The coding region runs from base 1 to 1848 and encodes 615 amino acids.